AUGAGAACUUUCCAAAAUAUUCUGUUCUUGUCUACUGUUUUAUUCUUACUUUUGACAAUUUCUGCUGCAGUAGACACCAUAACUACAGAUAAAGAAAUAAGAGACAAUGAUACGCUUGUUUCAGAUGGUGAAAUGUAUGAAUUCGGAUUUUUUACCCCCGGUAACUCCAGGUAUCGAUACUUGGGGAUAUGGUAUAAAAAGAUUUUUCCUCAGACAGUUGUAUGGGUUGCUAACAGAGAGACUCCACUUACUGAUACCUCCGGUGUGCUCAGAGUCAAUAGGAUGGGAACACUGCUGCUUCUCAAUGGUAAUAAUACCUUGAUUUGGUCGUCAAAUUCCUCAUUAUCUGUCACUAAUAUUAAUAUAGUCGCAAAGCUUCUAGAUUCAGGAAACCUUGUUGUGCAUGAUAACAUGAGUAGCACAGACGAAGAUCCUAUCUGGCAAAGUUUUGAUUACCCUACUGACACCUUGCUAUCUGGAAUGAAAUUCGGGAAGGAUUUUAUUACAGGAAUAAACAGAUGCUUGACAUCUUGGAAGAGUCUAGAUGAUCCUUCUCCAGGUCUGUAUGUAAGUUACUGGGAUACAAAUGGAUAUCCACAAGCAUUUCAGAGACGAGGUUCAGUUAUAACACUAAGAUUUGGACCAUGGAAUGGUGUUAGGGUAAAUGGUUUUCCUAGCAAGCCAAAUCCUAUCUACACAUAUGACUUUGUUAUGAAUGAGAAGGAGGUGUAUUCUAUAUUUUAUCUUAUUAAUACCUCAUUUCUUUCAAGGGUUGUUAUUGGUCCUGAAGGCCAUGAAAUGAGGUUAAACUGGAAUGAUCCGACCCAAGGAUGGGUCCCAUAUUUGGCUGCAACGGUUGACAUAUGUGCACCAUAUGGACUCUGUGGUUCAUAUGGAAGCUGUAACAUAAACAGUUCACCUGUUUGCAGUUGUAUGGAAGGGUUUGAACCAAAACACCCAAAAGAAUGGAAUGCAGGAGAUUGGUCAGGUGGCUGUCAACGUAAAAAACCACUAAAAUGUGGGAAUGAAGAUGGUUUUCGGGCGAUUUCAGGUUUGAAAUUUCCGGAUACCAGGCAAUCAUGGUACAAUCUGAGCAUGAACCUUGGAGAAUGUAAAAAGGCAUGCAAGAGGAAUUGUUCUUGUACAGCUUAUGCAAAUGUGGAUAUUAGAAGAGGUGGAAGUGGAUGUUUGCUAUGGUUUAAUGAUCUUAUGGAUAUCAGAGAAGCUGAUGAAGAUCAAGAUCUUUACAUAAGAAUGGACGCAUCUGAGUUAACAGGCGUAAAAUCUGGCUUUAACAAGAAAAAAGUAAUCAAAGUGGCCCUUUCAACUUCGUUUGGUUUUAUUCUGAUAUGCCUAGCUGUGGUGGGGUAUGUUUGGAAGAAAAAUUGGUCUUAUGCACGAAGUCAAGGUACUCUGGUGAAGACCCUUUGUGAAGACUAUACAGGGGGAGGCCAAAACAAUGAUGUAGACUUGCCCUUUUUCAGUUUUUCUGAAGUAUCUAAGUUAACCAAUAACUUCUCGAUUGAUAAUAAGCUUGGACAAGGUGGAUUUGGUCCAGUUUACAAGGGUGUAAGGGAAGAUGGGCGAGAAAUAGCUGUAAAGCGGCUAUCUGAAACUUCUACACAAGGGCUUGUUGAGUUUACAAAUGAAGUUAGAUGUAUCCAAAGACUUCAGCAUCGAAAUCUUGUAAAACUUCUGGGAUUCUGUGCUCAAAAAAAUGAAUUUAUGUUGAUUUAUGAAUACAUGCCCAACAGGAGCCUAGAUCAAAUUUUAUUUGAUGAGACCAGAAGUUCAAUGCUUGAUUGGAAUCACCGAUUCCGCAUCAUCAAUGGAAUUGCACGAGGACUUCUUUAUCUGCAUCAAGAUUCGCGCCUUCGUAUCAUACAUAGGGAUCUUAAAGCUGGUAAUAUUUUGUUGGACAAUGACAUGAACCCAAAGAUAUCAGAUUUUGGGCUGGCUAGAAGAUUUAAAGGAUACGAAACUGGAUCUAACACAAAGAAUGUGGUUGGAACUUAUGGUUACAUCCCUCCAGAGUAUGCAGUUCACGGCAUUUUCUCCACAAAAUCAGAUGUAUUUAGCUUCGGUGUUUUGGUGCUGGAAAUAGUAAGUGGGAUGAAAAACCGAGAAUUCACUUCUCGAGAACAUGGCGACAACCUUCUUGGACAUGCAUGGAGACUGUAUAAAGAUGACAAGAGUCUUGAUGUGGUUGGUCCAUCCUUAAGGGAGUCAUGCAUCAUCUUGGAGGUACUCCGGUCAAUACACAUUGGUCUGUUAUGUGUGCAGAAUCAGCCAGAAGAUAGGCCGACAAUGUCAUCUGUAGUGUUGAUGCUUGGUAAUGAUGGUGUCUUGCCUCAGCCUAAACCACCUGCCUUUUUCACCGAGCCUGAUCUCCACCCGCUUGCACUCACCACACAACAAUCUUCUGUUGUUGAUAUCACCUCAUCAUUGACAGGUCGAUAGAAUGAUUUUUUGUUUCUUUCAAAGUUCAUAAACCAUACAAUAUAAAUUCAGCUUUAACUCCUGAACAUAGUUU
Messenger RNA from Lactuca virosa, 2533 nucleotides. The record is from the annotation of a GenBank genome assembly. NCBI's taxonomy places the organism in Eukaryota, Viridiplantae, Streptophyta, Magnoliopsida, Asterales, Asteraceae.